Amphiprion ocellaris (clown anemonefish) is the source of this 774-nucleotide messenger RNA. It is a transcript of the gene tma7, whose product is annotated as translation machinery associated 7 homolog. Bases 128 to 322 code for a protein of 64 amino acids. NCBI's taxonomy places the organism in Eukaryota, Metazoa, Chordata, Actinopteri, Pomacentridae. The transcript has 4 exons. The record is from RefSeq and is a predicted model, not a curated record.
UAACGGUCUUCCUGUUUCCGGGUUAGAGUUCGCCGGGGUCCUAGCAGCGCGGCUUAGACAGACAGCCCUCUGUGUUCGAUACAAGUUUAUUUCUUUCCUCUGUAUAUCUCUACAACCAGCUGUAAAUAUGUCUGGAAGAGAAGGAGGCAAAAAGAAACCACUGAAGGCGCCCAAGAAACAAAGUAAGGACGUGGAUGAUGAUGAUAUGGCCUUCAAGCAGAAGCAAAAGGAAGAACAGAAGGCCCUGGAGGCGAUGAAGGCCAAAGCAUCAGGGAAAGGACCUCUAGGUGGCAGUGGCAUCAAGAAAUCGGGCAAGAAGUAAAAUCUGAUGAUGGUCUUAGUUUGCUCACGGCUUUGCUUCCUGCUUCUGUAUGCUGAAAGAUUCCAGUUUGUUUUGCUCUGUUAAACAGGAACCCUGUCCAAGUCAAAACCUGAAUCAGUGCUGAGUUUAUCCAGAAAAAGUACAAGAAAUAAAUUUAACAAUUUUCACAAUUUCAAGGGCAGGAACUCCUGUUGCUGGUCAGUGCCACUACACAAACCAUCGCUUAAUUAGAGGUUUCACAGAGAUUUUUCAGGAAGUCAUUUGCAUUGACCAGAAUCUUCAAAUAUUGAAAUGAAGAUCUGCAGUUUUACAAAUAGAAAAUGUGAAAAAAUCCUGAUUUCUGUUGUAUUUUGUUUUGUGUCCACGUUUAAUAAAUUUGGAAAUACAAAUCUGGCCAAGAUUUUGUUGUAUUGUAAAGAAGAACAUACCAAUAAAUUUUUUUUGUAAUUACA